ACGCGCCGCACCGGCAAGGGCAGAACAGAGGGAGACGAGGGAGGGCCUGACCGGAGGCCCGGCAGGGUGCCGGAGCUGGCAGGAGCCAGACCCAGAGCUCCUGUAGCUGCCCGUUCCCUGGGCUGGGUCAUGCGCUGUCCCAAGUGCCUUCUCUGCCUGUCAGCACUGCUCACGCUCCUGGGCCUCAAAGUGUACAUCGAGUGGACAUCCGAGUCUCGGCUUAGUAAGGCCUAUCCAGGAUCCCGGGGCACCCUGCCAGGCCCCACGCCAGUCAACCCUGAGCCCACCCUGCCUGCCAACCUCUCAGUGCGCCUGGGCCAGACUGGCCCACUGCCCUCAGCUUACUGGAACCAGCAGCAGUGGAGGCUAGUGGCCCUGCCCAGUGGGGACAGCGUUGAGGAAGGGGGCUGCCAGGCCUGGGGGGCUGCUGCCGCGGCAGAAAUCCCUGACUUUCCCUCCUACCCUGAGGACCUCCGCCGCUUCUUGCUGUCAGCAGCCUGUCGGAGCUUCCCGCAGUGGCUGCCUGGAGGAGGAGGCAGCCAAGUGUCCAGCUGCUCGGAUACUGAUGUCCCCUACCUACUGUUGGCUGUCAAGUCAGAACCUGGGCGCUUUGCAGAACGACAGGCUGUGAGGGAGACGUGGGGCAGUCCAGCCCCUGGGAUCCGGCUGCUCUUCCUGCUGGGGUCUCCGACAGGUGAUGGGGGGCCUGACCUAGGCUCACUGGUGGCCUGGGAGAGCCAUCGCUACAGUGACCUACUGCUCUGGGACUUCCUUGAUGUCCCCUUCAACCAGACGCUCAAAGACCUGCUGCUGCUGGCCUGGCUGGGCCGCCACUGCCCCAACGUGAAUUUUGUUCUGCAAGCUCAGGACAAUGCCUUUGUGCACACCUCUGCCCUGCUGGAUCACCUGCAGGCCCUGCCACCCACCUGGGCUCGAAGCCUCUACCUGGGUGAGGUCUUCACCCAGGCCAAACCCCUCCGGAAGCCUGGAGGACCCUUUUAUGUGCCUGGGUCCUUCUUCGAAGGUGGCUACCCGGCCUAUGCAAGUGGAGGUGGCUACGUCAUCGCGGGGCGCCUGGCACCCUGGCUACUGCGGGCGGCAGCCCGUGUGGCACCCUUCCCCUUUGAUGAUGUCUACACUGGCCUUUGCUUCCGUGCUCUGGGCCUGGUGCCCCGGGCCCACCCAGGCUUCCUCACAGCCUGGCCAGCAGACCGCACCACCGAUCCCUGCACUCUCCGCAACCUGCUGUUGGUACGGCCCCUCAGCCCUCAGGACAGCAUUCGGCUCUGGAAACAACUACAAGAUCCACAGCUCCAAUGCUGAGCCUCAGUGGGGAGGGCAGGGGUAGGGAAGGCUGCUCUGGCCUGGGACCGAUGCCUGCCCCUUGCUUGGUCCCUCCUUCCAGGCCUUGGUGUGAGGGAGGAGGUCCAAGAAGCUGGACUUCUUGAGCCUCUCCUGGGACAUUCCCAGCCAGUGCACUGGGCAGGCAGGAUAAGUGGUGAAUCGUUU
Molecule: messenger RNA, 1509 nt
Organism: Cynocephalus volans (Philippine flying lemur)
Lineage: Eukaryota; Metazoa; Chordata; Mammalia; Dermoptera; Cynocephalidae
Gene: B3GNT8
Product: UDP-GlcNAc:betaGal beta-1,3-N-acetylglucosaminyltransferase 8
Exons: 2
Coding region: 130-1323 (397 amino acids)
Cellular component (GO): Golgi membrane
Molecular function (GO): protein N-acetylglucosaminyltransferase activity
Source: RefSeq, a predicted model, not a curated record